Prunus avium (sweet cherry) is the source of this 2718-nucleotide messenger RNA. NCBI's taxonomy places the organism in Eukaryota, Viridiplantae, Streptophyta, Magnoliopsida, Rosales, Rosaceae. The record is from RefSeq and is a predicted model, not a curated record.
ACUUUUUGGUGUCAAGAGUUUGUAGCUUGAGAAGUCAAUUUGAAAUGGAGUGAAAUUAGAUGUAAAUUUUAGAGAUAUGUCUAAGAAUAUUAACAAUCUAAAAUCAUAUAAUGGACAAUUGAUUUUGAGAUUUGAAAGUUUUUCUUGCCUGCAAAGCAAGUGAGAUUCGAAACAAAGAUGAAAGCAAGGGUCGUUGUAUGGGCCUUUGUACAUGUUUGAUUUGGAUCAAGAACUGGCCCAUCUGGGAGGUCCAUAUAUGUCUAUCAUUUUGGUUUCUCUUCUUUCCAACCAAAGAAAAAAUAAAAAAAGAAACUAACAAAACUAACAAGAACGAUACAAAAUUGGAAGAUAAAAAAUUGGGUCUACGGUUCUCAGAGAGCUGAUCAGGUUUCAGGAUCUGCCACCAAUUGAAGAAAAUUGAACGCCCACUUCUCUCAUUCCAGGUCCUGAGCCAAACUCUUGAGAUGGGUUCUGCAGAAAAAAGCUCCCAAUGGAGGAGUGUCUUUGAUGGUGUGAAACUGAAGACUAUCAAAGCCAUGCCGGAAGCACUCAUGGCAGAGAUCAACACAGCAAUUUGCAAUCUUGAAUAUGCACGUGCCACUGAUCUGGUCGACUCUCCAUCUUCUUCUUCAAUCUCAAGGUUUGAGAGCUCUCCUCAACCUGAAUACAGUGCUCGCAUGGCGGACCAAGCCUACAAGGCAGGGUGUGCAGCCUUGGCUGCUGGCAAGCUUGAUGAGGCUCUUCAAUCUCUGAACGUUUCUCUCUCCAAAUGCCCUCCUGAUCAGACUUCUGCUGUGUCUAAGCUUCAUUCUCUCAUCUCUCUCACAUCACAGCAGCUCCAAAAGUCCACAAGCUGAAGUUAUUACGACAACACAGUUUUUGGUUCUUUGUGUUUAUGGCACUUUGACUUGAACUUCUUAUGACAACAUGCUUUUUGGUGAAGAAAAAGUUGAGGUUUCUGUUUCUAUGCUUUCAUCAUGCAAUGUGGAUUUCGGCAACAAGAAUUGGGAGCUAUUGAAUGGAACAAUUAAUUAGGAAACAUGAGGACAUGUUGACAUUAUUGUUUUGAAGCAGAUUUCACGAGGUUGGUUGGUAGGUGAUAGGUUUAAACUUUACAGCUGAAGAUAAGGUUAAUUCCUAGUAUUAGCCUAUUGUGUACAUAAUUUCCUUCGUUUUUGUUUUAACCUUGGUUUGAUUACAUCAAAGUUUCCCAUGGGAAGGGAAAAUGAAACCCAAAGGGGAGGAGGGUUACAUUUUCUUCCCUAUUUUCCAAUGUGCCCGGUAACCAUUUUCUAUGCCGGGCUUACCAGACAUGGGCAAUUGAUUUCCCAUCUCCAAGCAUCAUUUCUCAUGAACCAAAUGCAGCCAAAGGGUUUUUAAAGAACUCAUGUCUUAUUGUUUUACUUUUUUGGUUGGGCAACCGCACUUUUAAAUUUAACUAUUUUGAUUGCUUUCAAUAAAAAUGAAAUUUGGGUGUGUUAACUUGUUUCUAUAUCUUCCAUUGAAAUCAGGGGCAGGCUUUCUCCCUUUUGGCAAAUUUGACAUAUAGCCAUUUCAGUUUGGUAACCUGUCCUAGUUCACCAAGGCUUCAACUUUAAGUAUAAAUUUGAAAACUACAGAAGAGACACUUAAUGUAGGAAAAACGAAAGAAACGGAUGAAGGGUCUUCAAUGGAACAAGUAAGCGUUGUAACCUCAAAGAGGGGUUUGGAGUUUUGUUAAAACGUCUAAUGCUUUCCUUUUAGCUUUAUCUUUACCCCAAAGGAUAUAAAGCAAUAUUCUCCAUUUCUAAUAAGCUGGGAGGCCACUAUCACAUAUGCAGGUCAAUUUGGACAUCAAGUCGUGUAAGAAUAACAAACACCAACGCUAGUUUUGUAGAUAUCUUUUAGUCCCUGUGGUUUGCAAACCCUCGCUCAACAGAAACUUUUAACUCCAACAUGAGCAUCUUUUAUCAAGAAGAAGAGCCACCAAAUCCUUCCAAAAGAUGCAAAUUUCUCGCUGCUUGUCUCACAGAUGCGUUUUCCAAUUGCCAUAUUGGCAGACAGCUUCCAACUUCGAGCCCAGAAGCAGAGGAUCAGUACAUAACAAGUGACUUUGAUGAGGAACAGGAAGUAAUUGUAUCAGCAAUUCGAAGUGCUGCAAUGGAAAAGCUGAGGCGCAAGCCUAGCAGUUUGACAGAUAGCUUUUCAUUUGUCUACUCUUCAAAAUCAGGAGAUUUAUUCAUAAGCCAGAAAGGAGUGCAAAACAAAAGGGAUCAUGGUGAAGAAGAUGAUGAGAAAGAAGAAUUUUUAUCUGUUAAAAGUUGCUUCUCUUGCUGCUCAACUGCUGCCACAAGUAGAGAUGUGUUUCUUUCUGUCAAGACAAGUUUGUCCCGCUGUUCAAGCCUUAAUGGGAUUGAUUUUAUAGAUUUUCCGAGGCAGUCUAUAAUUCAGCAAUUCCGUCAUUGUGAGGGCUGGCCCUUCGGUCUUUGCCGGAAGGCUGUGUUGCUUCCACCUCUGCCCAAGUCGCCGUCUGAGUCGUGGUCAUGGCGCAAAGCCACUAAAUAUGUCAAGAUGGUUUAAAGGCAGAGCUCCCCAACCCCACCACCACCACCAAAGGUCCAAAGUUCUGUCCUGUUUAGAUGAUUGAAUGCGUUGAAUAAGAAAGCAACUAGAAUAAAGUUUCUCUGUAAUAUCGUAUCACUGUGAGAAGUAAAGCCUAAUGGGAAUUGAAACUCUCUC